CAAAUUUCAAAUACAAUUAAAUCAUAUAAAUACAAAAUAAUUGAGCUCCUAAUAGGAGUUUCUCUUAUAAACGAUUUAUAUAUUUAAUUUAUUUGGAAAAUAAAAAAUAACAAAUAAUUAUAAUAGUAUGGGGAUGGCUAAAACUAUUAAAGUUAUUUUCUCUCUAGCUUUUGUGGUGUUCUUGGCUUUUGCAGCAACCAAUAUUGAGGCAAGAUACAUAAGCUAUUUUGGCCUUCAUAAAGGAGAUCCCGAAUUCGGUUGCAGUAAACUACACCCUCAAUUCUGCAAGAAGGUACAAGCCAAUCCUUAUAGAAGAGGUUGUGAGGCUAGCCAACGUUGCCGUGAUAACGCUCAAAAGUAGACCACCACUCUUGCUUAAUUUUUAAAUGCCAUCCCCAUAUUAAUAUCAAAUGAUUAAUUCCAUGUGUUUGUUAUUUAUAUUCUUUUAUUGCUCAUGUAACUGAUUGUUACCCUAUUAUUUAUGAUAAUCAAUAAAAUAAUUAUAUUUAUGUUA
Raphanus sativus (radish) is the source of this 514-nucleotide messenger RNA. RefSeq names its product protein RALF-like 9. The coding region runs from base 128 to 361 and encodes 77 amino acids. The record is from RefSeq and is a predicted model, not a curated record. Lineage: Eukaryota; Viridiplantae; Streptophyta; Magnoliopsida; Brassicales; Brassicaceae. The transcript has a single exon.